AUGCCUCACUUUACGGUGGUACCCGUGAGGGAUAGAGCCCUGUCUGGCUAUGACAGUCUGGAGGGGAUCAACUCGGUGGACCACGGGGACGGUGGACCACCGGAUAAUCAAGACACCGUCAGCUCUGACGGACAUGGCAAUCACAAAGAAGACAGCCCCUUUCUCAACAGUCCUGACGAGAAGAAUAAGAAUGACUUCUACGAUCGGAACCUGGCCUUGUUCGAGGAAGAGCUGGACAUCCGACCCAAGGUGUCAUCUCUGCUCAGUCGUUUGGUCAGCUACACAAACAUCACCCAGGGAGCGAAGGAGCAUGAGGAGGAGGAGAGCGCGGGGGCCUCGCAAAGAAAGACUCCUAAGACCCCCAACAUGGGUACUCUGAUGGGCGUCUAUUUGCCCUGCCUACAGAACAUUUUCGGGGUCAUCCUUUUCCUGCGGCUGACGUGGAUCGUUGGGGUGGCCGGCAUCAUGCAGUCCCUGCUGAUUGUUAUCAUGUGCUGCACAUGUACCAUGCUCACGGCCAUAUCAAUGAGUGCCAUUGCAACAAAUGGUGUUGUUCCAGCCGGUGGGGCCUACUUCAUGAUCUCGCGCUCUCUGGGUCCAGAAUUUGGAGGAGCCGUCGGCCUGUGCUUCUAUCUUGGCACUACCUUUGCUUCCGCCAUGUACAUCCUCGGAGCCAUUGAAAUAUUCUUGCAAUAUCUGGUACCUCAAGCCGCCAUCUUUCAUGCUGCAGACCACCACGGCACUGACAGCGCGAUGCUGAACAACAUGCGCGUCUACGGCACCAUCUGCCUCAGUCUCAUGGCCGUGGUGGUUUUCGUGGGUGUCAAAUAUGUCAACAAGUUGGCCUCCCUCUUCCUCGCCUGCGUCAUCAUCUCAAUCGUCUCUAUCUACGCCGGCGCGAUCAAGUCUGUCUCUCAUCCACCAGAGUUCCCGAUCUGCAUGCUUGGCAACAGGACCUUGGUCAGAGAUCGUUUUGAUGUGUGUGCAAAGACCGUCACCAUUGGGAACACGACGGCACCCAGUCAACUGUGGGACCUGUUUUGCCUUCCGGGGAACUUGAGCAGUGCGCAGUGCGAUGACUACUUCCUGCAGAAUAACGUCACGGAAAUCCAGGGCAUUCCCGGACUAGCUAGUGGAAUAUUUAGAGACAAUUUAUGGGGCGACUACAUGCACAAAGGGGAGAUCUUGGAGAAGGAUGGCCUCGCGUCAGUGGACUCCCACAGCACCAUGGAGCACUUUGGCAUGUACGUGUCCGCAGACAUCGCCACGUCCUUCACGUUGCUGGUGGGCAUUUUCUUCCCUUCGGCCACAGGCAUCAUGGCCGGCUCCAACAGGUCUGGGGAUCUCCGGGAUGCUCAGAAGUCCAUUCCCAUUGGAACCAUCUUAGCUAUUACCACCACUACUCUUGUCUAUUUAAGUUCUGUUAUCCUGUUUGGGGCCUGUGUCGAAGGGGUGGUCCUAAGAGACAAAUUUGGCGAUGCAGUUCGGAACAAUUUGGUGGUGGGAACUCUUUCCUGGCCAUCCCCUUGGGUCAUUGUCAUCGGUUCCUUCUUCUCUACGGUGGGAGCAGGUCUGCAGACGCUCACUGGAGCUCCGAGACUUCUUCAGGCCAUCGCCAAGGACAAUAUCAUCCCUUUCCUCAGAGUGUUUGGUCAUGGGAAGACCAACGGUGAGCCAACAUGGGCCCUCUUGCUGACUGGCCUCAUAGCUGAGCUUGGUAUCCUGAUCGCCUCAUUGGAUAUGGUGGCUCCGAUCCUUUCCAUGUUUUUCCUGAUGUGCUAUCUCUUUGUUAACCUGGCCUGUGCCGUGCAAACACUUUUGCGCACCCCCAACUGGAGGCCGAGGUUCAGAUAUUACCACUGGACUCUAUCCUUCCUUGGAAUGAGCAUGUGUUUGGCCCUGAUGUUCAUCUCCUCCUGGUAUUACGCUAUUGUGGCCAUGGGCAUUGCUGGGAUGAUCUACAAGUACAUCGAGUACCAGGGAGCGGAAAAGGAGUGGGGAGACGGCAUCAGAGGUCUAUCGCUUAGUGCCGCACGCUAUGCCCUGUUGAGGCUAGAAGUCGGUCCUCCGCACACUAAAAACUGGAGACCACAGCUGCUGGUUCUGUCAAAGCUGGAUGAGGACCUCCACAUCAAAUAUCCCCGACUGCUGACCUUUGCCUCACAGCUGAAGGCGGGGAAGGGUCUUACCAUCGUGGGAUCUGUGAUCCAGGGAAAUUUCCUGGAAAGUUACGGGGAACUGCAAGCAGCAGAGCAGACCAUCAAGAACAUGAUGGACAUCGAGAGGGUCAAGGGUUUCUGUCAGGUGGUGGUGGCGACUAAGGUGCGGGAGGGCAUCAUCCACCUGAUCCAGUCCUGCGGUCUCGGGGGAAUGAAGCACAACACGGUGAUGAUGGGAUGGCCUUAUGGCUGGAGGCAAAGCGAGGACCCUCGGGCGUGGAAGACUUUUAUCAACACAGUCCGUUGCACCACUGCGGCCCACCUGGCUCUAAUGGUGCCCAAAAACGUGUCGUUCUACCCGAGCAACCACGAGCGCUUCACUGAUGGCAGCAUUGACGUGUGGUGGAUCGUCCAUGACGGGGGCAUGCUCAUGCUGCUGCCUUUCCUGCUCAAGCAACACAAAGUGUGGAGAAAAUGCAGAAUGCGUAUCUUCACCGUAGCCCAGAUGGAUGACAACAGCAUCCAGAUGAAGAAGGAUCUCGCCACAUUCCUCUACCAGCUGAGGAUAGAGGCUGAAGUGGAAGUGGUGGAGAUGCAUGACAGCGACAUCUCGGCAUACACGUACGAGCGCACGCUGAUGAUGGAGCAGAGAUCUCAGAUGCUGAGGCAGAUGAGGCUGUCCAGUGCGGAGAGGAAGAGAGAGGCCCAACUUGUUAAGGACAGACACUUGCUGGUGCGAAUGGGUAGUCUGUACUCGGAUGAGGAGGAGGACACGUUGGACAGUCCUCUGCCUGACAACAUUCAGAGGACGUGGACAAAAGAGAAGUGCGAGGCCGAGAGGAGCAUCAGAAAUAAUGCGCCCGAGAACUUCAGAGAGCUCAUGAGCCUCAAACCGGACCAGUCCAACGUACGGCGAAUGCACACGGCCGUGAAGCUGAACGAGGUGAUCGUCAACAGGUCCCACGACGCUCGGUUGGUGCUUCUCAACAUGCCGGGACCGCCUCGUGACACAGACGGAGACGAGAAUUAUAUGGAGUUUUUGGAGGUUUUGACCGAAGGUUUGGAAAGAGUGCUGCUGGUGCGAGGCGGUGGGCGCGAGGUUAUCACCAUCUACUCGUGACCAAUCCGAACGGACAGCGGGGGUGCUUCACCAUCCCACCGAAAGGCUUAGCUGCUCGAACGUCGCAUUAGAAUUGGGUGUCUUCGUAUAAGAUUAUGGUAAUGUACAUUAUCAGAACAUUUAUUUAGAGCAGUGGCGGCGAACCUUUUUUCUUAUUGUGCGUUGUUUCAGUCGUCGGAUCACACAGCUGUCGGUUCCCCACGCUGAUGCGGUGUAAAUUAUACAAUAGAGCAGCAGUAGUGCACACAAGGCCAAGGAGAUUUUGAUUUCAUGGGAUUCCGGGGUGGGUGCACACUUUAUUUAUUUAUUUAUUUGACUCUUUUCAUUUUUUUUUCCCCCUUGGAAGGCAAGAGACUUUUUUUUUUUUUUUAAGAUUUAAGUAUUCAAUUUGCAUGCAACGAUGGCUUGUUUGUUUUAACUUAUGUUUCUUGUUUGUACAUUUCUUUGUCGAUAAAGUUUUCAUUCGCAGAUGGUUGAGUCAUUCUCUGACUGAACGAGCAAUUUUGUUUUGGUUUGGUUUUUUUCAGGGAGUACAGAUGACAAGUUGUGCAGUGACAGAACAGUGCUAAUAAUCCUGAAUUAGAUUUACUUUUAAGUCAGUUAAAUUUAGUAAAUCAAUUCGUUUUAAUUUUGUAAUUUUUAUUUGAAUUCUUUGUUGAUUUUUUUUUCCCUCAAAAG
Molecule: messenger RNA, 3957 nt
Organism: Hippocampus comes (tiger tail seahorse)
Lineage: Eukaryota; Metazoa; Chordata; Actinopteri; Syngnathiformes; Syngnathidae
Gene: slc12a4
Product: solute carrier family 12 member 4
Exons: 24
Coding region: 1-3279 (1092 amino acids)
Biological process (GO): chemical synaptic transmission; chloride ion homeostasis; potassium ion homeostasis
Cellular component (GO): plasma membrane
Molecular function (GO): potassium:chloride symporter activity
Source: RefSeq, a predicted model, not a curated record